Messenger RNA from Mesorhabditis belari, 100 nucleotides. Lineage: Eukaryota; Metazoa; Nematoda; Chromadorea; Rhabditida; Rhabditidae. The record is from the annotation of a GenBank genome assembly.
CGAUGCACAAACUUUUGGUGGCGAUGAUGGUGAUGAUGACUGUGACCGUUGCCCUUUCGCCGAGUACCAUCCACGAAAAAGAGCAAGUGCCAGUCGAUUU